GGGCGCUACGCUGAUUUCGUAGCGCUGGAGCAGGGGUAGGAAAUGGCUCCGCCUCGGGCCGCGGGGCCGCGCGGGCAGGGCGAGCGUACGCGGGUCUGUGAAUAGCGGCGGCGGAGCGGCGGGAGGAGGAGGAGGAGGAGGCGCCGCGGCGGUUUGGUACCGAGCGGAGAGGGAGAUGCACACGGCACUCGAGUGAGGAAACAGAGAUGAAGGUACACAUGCACACAAAAUUUUGCAUCAUUUGUUUGCUGACAUUUAUCUUUCAUCAGUGCAAUCAUUGCCAUGGAGAUGGACAUAACAAUGGUCCUAAAAAGGAUCGUGGACACUACCAUAAUGACUAUCAGAUCUCAAAUGAAUCGUACUUCCAGAGUGGAGGAACAGAAUCUAUGCCGAGUAAAUUUUCAACGUUGGAAGCUGAAAAUGAGCAAAAAUACUACAUUGAAAAGAUUUUUGAUCGUUACGGUGAAAAUGGAAGAUUAUCUUUUUUUGGCCUGGAAAAACUGUUAAUAAGCCUUGGUUUAGGAGAGGUAAAAGUAGUGAUGAUAAAUCAUGAUGAUAUUGGCCAUGAUCAUGUUUCUCACUUAUAUGCUUUAGAAGUACAGGAAGGAAAGCAUUUUCACACUCAUAACCAUCCUCACAGCCACUCAGAUUCAGAAAACCAAACCACGAUUGGUAUGUCUGCAAAGAGAAAUCAUAAAUGUGAUGCUGAGAGAGACACAGUGGUGCCAUCAGUAAAAGAUGAUGGCAAACACGUUCAUGACCAAAGUCGCCGUCACCACCACCACCACUCUCGUCCACAUCGCCAUGACCAUAACGGCACCCAUCACUCCCGUAAUGAUUCAGUUAGUCAUCGUGAGCAUGGGGAACAGAACCAUGAACCUUCAACAGAGACAAACACAACUCAGGAUCAGCCAGAGAGAAAACAACGGAAACAGAAAAAGAAGCAGAAGAAGAUCAGCGAGACUUCGGGAGAUGCUACGUGGGAUUAUGCCCCGGAUCGUGAUCCCGGUGAUCAGUAUGAGCACAAUCGUGUCCAUAAACAUGAUCACGUGCAUGAUGCAUCUCACUUGCAUGUGCACCAUCACGACCACAGUAGUGAUCGUUCUAGUAGUCAUGGACAUCAAGAUGCCAGCUUAGGUAGUGACGAUGGGCACCGAAAUACCAGCAAGCGAGAGGCACCUCGCAAGCAGAUCAGUGUAAGAAAACGUGCCCUCUUAUCAACGCGUGGUCACAAGGAUCGUGAAGAGUGCUUAAAUGCUACCCAGCUGCUACGAUAUUAUGGUCUGGAAACCAGCUCUCUAAUAUCUCCUGAAUUGUUCGUGUACAUAUGUCCUGCUUUGCUAUACCAGAUUGAGAGAAGGCUUUGUAUUGCACAUUAUGAUGAGUUUGAAGACGUUAUGAAAAGUAAAAAUGCGUCAAUUGAGAAUAAAGAUAAAACAGGUGCAUCAGCCUGGUUUUGUGGUAUCAUCUCUAUCACCGUCAUUAGCCUGCUUUCCUUGCUAGGGGUGAUCUUGGUUCCCAUCAUUAACCAAUGGUGCUUCAAAUUUCUUCUAACUUUCUUGGUAGCUCUGGCAGUAGGAACAAUGAGUGGAGAUGCACUGCUCCAUCUAUUGCCACAUUCACAUGGAGGCCACAACCACAGUCACCACCAUGGCCAAGGUCAUGUCCACGAACACAAGCGUUCCCAUCGACAUGCCCAUGGACAUGGAGUGCGGACCGAAGGCUUCCUAGAAGAAAAUGAUCCAGUGCUGAAAGGUCUUGUGGCACUUGGAGGCAUUUAUGUUUUGUUCAUCAUUGAACACUGUAUAAGAAUGUACAAACAUUACAAUAAACAAAAGAGUAAGCAGAAAUGGUGCAAAAAAAACCAGACUGAAGAAUCACCAAUUGGAAGGAAACUUUCUGAUCACAAAUUAAAUAAUAGACCAGAUGCUGACUGGCUUCAGCUGAAACCCCUUGCAGGAGCAGACGACUCGGUUUUAUCUGAAGAUCGACUGAAUGAAACUGAACUAACUGAUCUGGAUGGGCAGCUGGAAUCCCCUCCCAAAAACUUCUUGUCUGUAGAAGAGGACAACAACAUGCGCCAUUCCCACAACGACGUCUCACGUGCUGCUCAAGAGCAUGACCUUCAUGACUCAGAGUAUGACAGCCAUGGAGAAGAUAAAAUGAUAGCUAGAAAACACAGUCACCACUGGCAUCACAAACAUUCCCAUCACUCCCAUGGCCACUGUCAUUCUGGAAAAGACCUGAAAGAUACUGGGAUAGCUAAUAUUGCUUGGAUGGUAAUUAUGGGAGAUGGCAUUCACAACUUUAGUGAUGGCUUAGCAAUCGGAGCAGCUUUUAGUGCUGGACUGACAGGAGGAAUUAGUACAUCUAUAGCAGUAUUUUGUCAUGAGCUUCCCCAUGAAUUAGGUGACUUUGCUGUGCUCCUCAAAGCAGGUAUGACGGUAAAGCAGGCCAUUGUGUACAACCUGCUGUCAGCCAUGAUGGCAUACAUCGGGAUGCUGAUCGGCACGGCCGUGGGGCAGUACGCCAACAACAUCACCCUCUGGAUCUUUGCCGUCACUGCUGGCAUGUUCCUCUACGUGGCCUUGGUGGACAUGCUUCCAGAAAUGCUUCAUGGAGAUGGAGAUAAUGAAGAGCAUGGCUACUGUCCCGUGGGGCAGUUUGUUCUUCAGAAUCUAGGCCUGCUUCUUGGAUUUGCCAUCAUGCUGGUGAUCGCCCUCUAUGAAGACAAAAUUGUGCUUGACAUCCAGUUUUGACCUAAUUCUGGUAAUCACUGUGGUUACAAUAACGUUGCUGUAUGGCUUUGAGUCUGCACUGUUUCGCUGUAUGCACAUUGCUCGGAGGAAACGCGGUGGCUUGCACUACUUACACAAGUACAGGACAUUCAUUUCCACCUAGAUUAACUAAUGCUUUUUUCUAAUUCAAAUCAGAUGAGGUCACCCAAUGCAACUUCUAAACUCGAGCGAUCAACACCUAGGAAACACAAAAUAUGAGAAAUAAAGGCCAAGUUCAGUGUACUAUAAUAGCGAGCACUGCUUGCUUAAGAAAGAAGAAGUACAGUGAAUGAUCUUCAUAUUUGGGAAAAAAACAUUUCAUUGGUACACCUGGACAGAACCCAGAAGAUGUUACAGCUAAAACUCAAACCUCUGCAAGGAACCCGAGCAAGCUUUUAGUGCCACCUAAGUCCUGAGUAGUGCGUAUAUGUAUCUAUAUAUGUAUAGAUCUAUGUAGAUAUAUACAGAUAUGCAUACAUAUAUAUGUGUGUGUGCGUGUGUGUAUAUAUAUAUAUAUUAAUUCUGUGCUGAUUUUUCUGCAUAGUGGUGACUUGAAAUAUUAAAUUUUACAGCAGGACAUGACUGGAAACCACUAUGCCAAUUUAAAUUUUUAAAAAGAAACCCAAAGCCUAAACACUGUUUAAAUUCUUACAAGACUUGUUACGCUCACUCCAUCAUUCCAAUCCUGUGUAAGAAGGCAGGCUGUUGCCAUGUACUCUGACUUCUGUUGAGGGUCAGUUUGAUGAUCUUCUUCCCAACUAAGAUUUAUUUGAUGUUUGUUCCUUGAUAUUAGUAGGAAAACGCAAAAUGCAGUAGAAUUAGUGUUAGCUUGGGAAAUCCCUGACAUUGGAGUUAUUGAGCUAUUUCUGGUUCUUUCUUACAGAUGCUAAACAUGUAUUGUGUGCCACUUGCAGCAUAAACUACUGAAGAAUUGUGGCUGUGAAUUUGUGCAAACUCUUUUAACAAAGAAUCCAUAUGGGAAUUUCUCCAUUUUUUAAAAACUAUUAUUUUGAACUAUGUUCUCCUCUUCAUGUUAAAACAAUCCAAAGUUCAAGAUGCUAGUUACUGAACCUGGGCACAAAGGUUAAAUUAUGCUCUGUGUAUGUUGUACUGGUAGGUUAUUUACAAUACUGUAAUAGCAGAUCAAAUGUGUUUCUACAAUGCCUUGUUAUCAGACAUUGCAACACCAGCCAUUUCUGGCAGUAGAGAGUAUGUAAGAAGAUUUCUACUUCCAGUAUAAAGGAGUUCAUUUCUAAGAUAUUUUUUUACAAUUUUGGUAUUUAAAUUAGAUUAUUAAAAAGCAGAUGUGGUAGAACAGUGGUAUGUGUCAUUCGGAAGAAUAGACUGAAACUUUGGGCCUUAACUUGCUGGGACCAGCUGUCCUAGAUCAGAUUGUGCUGAUAAGCGUAUAUUGCCAGACAUGAGUUAGUUCUUCUUGUACCCUUCUCCUUAAAAAAAAAUUGUGAGUUUGUGAGGAGCGCAAGUUGAUUCUGUAGUACCACUCCUAAGCAUGGUAGUAGGUUUUUUUAAAACAUACCGUUUGUCUAUUUUAUGUGUAUGCCAGGUAAAAGCUGUAUUUUGACUACGUGCCGUAAGUUUUGUUUCGGUCUGCUUGGUGCCAGUGUAGCUGCUAAGAACACUGAUCCUAACGCCUUUAAUGAGAGCCAGUUGGUAUCUUCAUUCCAUUUCAAGUUAAUGUGUUUCCUGUGGCCCUUUACUUUUGAAGCUUCAUUGGUCAGUUUAGCUUUUACUGAGAGCAGCUCAUGUAUUUUAAAGUAAACGGUCAGUUGCCAGUAUUUCUUCCUAAAUCAGUAUCAGGAAACAGUAUUAAGGGUCCAUUUCAAAGAAGGGUGCAGUUUCUUCAGUGAAGAAGC
This is a messenger RNA of Empidonax traillii (willow flycatcher), 4651 nucleotides long. It is a transcript of the gene SLC39A10, whose product is annotated as solute carrier family 39 member 10. The transcript is spliced from 10 exons. Gene Ontology annotation, molecular function: zinc ion transmembrane transporter activity. NCBI's taxonomy places the organism in Eukaryota, Metazoa, Chordata, Aves, Passeriformes, Tyrannidae. Gene Ontology annotation, biological process: zinc ion import across plasma membrane; positive regulation of B cell receptor signaling pathway; intracellular zinc ion homeostasis. Gene Ontology annotation, cellular component: membrane. The coding region runs from base 207 to 2759 and encodes 850 amino acids. The record is from RefSeq and is a predicted model, not a curated record.